Dentiscutata heterogama is the source of this 289-nucleotide messenger RNA. Lineage: Eukaryota; Fungi; Glomeromycota; Glomeromycetes; Diversisporales; Gigasporaceae. The record is from the annotation of a GenBank genome assembly.
AUGCGCAGCAAUAAAAAUAAAGGAAAAGCUGUAAAUGCUGCAUCGAAUAAUAAUGGUACUGCUACCACAACUGCAGCAGGAGCGACUUCUACAGAUGCUUCGCAAGUAGCCGCACAAAGCGAUAACACUAACACUACCACUACUGAUCAAUCAGUAGCUGCUAAUGAUACUUCUAAUACUCCUGGUACACCUCAAUGUAACACUGAGCAGGUUCUUGACGAUAAUGCGCCAGCUACAAGCAUUAACGGAAAUGUUUGCGAUUAUGGGAAUGCCACAUCUAGUCAAGUUG